AUGUGUGUGAAUUUGUUAUUUAUUGCAUUUUAUUGUAUUAUAAGACUUUUCUAUGAAUUGGAAUAAUAGGUAAUUUGGACGGUAAUACAUUAUACAUCAACAUAUGCAAUUUUCAUUAUCUUCAACCUCUAACUAUAGAAGGAGGACAAUUAGAAGGCUGCUUCAUAGCUAGUAGAAAUAUUUUCAAACACGGAUAGAUAUAGAUGGAAAGAAUCCAGUUGUUAGGAGAAUUUCUAGGAGAAUUACGCAAGACAUCUUUGUUUUAAUCAAAUUAGAGAAGGUGUAAUACUUUUUGAAUAGGGUUACGAAAAAUAACCAACAUUUAUAAAUAAAUCAGCGAAGAAAAUGUUUUAAUUUACGGAUGAAACACAACUUCAAUAAAUAUUUUAAAACUAUGUCAAAAUUGAUAAAAUGGAACCCAAAAGAUCAAUGUAGUCCAUAAAGAGUUUCGGAGUUGAUAGAUAGAAUUCAAUAUUCCAUUAACUGAGUGGGUCUCUAUCUUAACACUCAAGAUAACAAAGUGCAUAUAAGCCACAAUAGAGAGAAGUCUCAUUUUCUCAACUUCUUGAAAAAGCUUGGAAUAACCCCAAUAAGGAGAAGCAUUUAUUUUACUUACAAUAAUGCAAAUAGAGUUCUCAGGUAUUGCUUUUUGAUAUAUAUUUAGUCCCACUACUCCCCAAUAUUUGAAGUGAAUGUGUAUAUAAAUUCGUAAUUUAGAAGGAUUAUGACUUUGGUUUGUAGAGACUUGAGUUAUAAACAAUAUAUUUAAUAACUUCAAUGUCAUAGCAAUUACAAUUCCAAAAUGAUCUCAUUUGUCUCCCAUGAAUUUAGAGCACCUUUAGGCUGUAUGAUAACUAUGUUAGAAUAUGUUGCAAAAGACUUGAAUAAUGCAUAUAUAUAGGCAUCUAUUGAGAAUUCAAAGUACUUAUUAAACUUAUGCAACGAUCUCCUUGAUUUGGCUCAAAUUAAAGCUAACAAGUUUUAAUUAAAAAUAGAUAAGUUUAAUCUAAAGAAGUUAUGUUAGGAAUGCUUUCAAAUGUUCAAUCUUUAAGCUGAAAAAAAGAAUCUCAAAUUGAUUUUGCAAUAUUCAACUCAAUGUCCAAUUAUUAUAGAAUCUGAUUAAAGUAGAAUAAAGCAAAUUGUGAUUAAUCUGCUUGGAAAUGCUUUCAAAUUUACUCAAGAGGGUCAUAUCCUAAUAAAUAUUGAGUCUUUGUAAGAAAGUGUAAUUGAAAUAGCAAUAUAAGACACUGGAAUAGGAAUUUAAGAAUAGGAUAAAGAAAUCCUUAUGAUGGCCUUUGGUAAAAUCAAUUCAGAGGAGAGUAAAAAACUUAAUGCAUAAGGUGUUGGAUUAGGGUUGCUAAUUAGUAAUAAGAUUGCUUUAUUAUUGGGAAAUGGAUUGAAAUUUGAAUCAACUUACCACAAAGGCUCAAACUUUUCAUUUACCAUUAAUUUACCAGAAAGAGACAGCUUUUAAUCUGACAUUUUAAAAUAAUUGUGUAAUAAAUAGUCAGUUUUGAAGGAUAGUGAAUUUUUAGAAAAUUUAAAUGAAGUCGAAGAAAGUUCAAAAGAAAUAUAAAUCGUUAUAAGUCAGCCAAAAAAAUCAUUAGUAUAAGUAGUUGAAUGUUGCACUAAAAUUCUAAUUGUCGACGAUACUCAAUUCAAUAUUGAUACUUUAUAGAUUUUGCUAUCAAAAAUGUAUUUUAUAUAAUAUUAUUUAGAGGCAUUCAUUAAGUUGAUUAUUCGAUAAAUGGAUAUAAGGCAAUUGAAAAAAUAAAAUAGAAAGAAAAAUGCUCUAGAUGUGAAAGUAGAAUGUAUAGAUUGAUAUUCAUGGAUUUGGAAAUGCUGGGAAUCAAUGGUAUUAAUGCUUCCAAAUUAAUAUUUGCAUAUUGCGAAGAAAAUUGCAUAUAAUUACCAAUAAUAGUUGCUUGCUCUGGACAUUAAAAAGAGAUUGAAUUUCCGAAAUGUCAACAAAUUGGAAUGAAAUUUUAUUUGGAGAAACCUGUGUAAUUAAAAGCAUUAUAAGGUAUUAUCGACCAUUAUCGAAAUUCACUUUGA
Molecule: messenger RNA, 2055 nt
Organism: Paramecium octaurelia
Lineage: Eukaryota; Ciliophora; Oligohymenophorea; Peniculida; Parameciidae
Source: the annotation of a GenBank genome assembly